CAUUCGAUAAUCAAAAACUUCUUGUUUCAAUUUUCAGCCGCCGGAGCCAUAUUUCUCUUAGGGUUUUAGAAAUUUGCCGUAUAUCACCAAUCCAAGCAAUUAAUCCACUGUUUUUCUCAGAAUUCUUUUGCUAACCCCUAUAAAUUCAACAAUUAUUGGGUUGGUUAUUUUUAUUCUAAUUUUUUUUUGUUCUUGGAAAAGUCUUCGAUUCGAUCUUGAAGAAUGUCUCGGUGCUUUCCAUAUCCGCCUCCAGGGUAUUCACUGGAAAAGGUCGGCAACGAGGCUUUGGUCGAAUCGAUUAAGCUCCAAAUGGAGACCGAAAGGGUAGCCAAGGAGCAAAGGAAGAAGGAAAAGAGAGAGGAGAAGAAAGAGAAAAGGAAAUAUAAGAAGGAUGAGACAAAAGCCUGUACAGAAAAACAUAGGGCAGCACCAAAGAGUGGGUGUUUCCCAAAGGUUAGAGAAGCUGAAACAGAACAUUUAGAAAAAAGUAGCGUCACUGAAGAGCACGAGCAGCCUAUUUAUUUGUGCCUUCCAAGCUCUCCAUCAGAUAGCACUGGGAAUAGCAAUAAGAGGAAGAGACAUUCCUCACCUUUAGUUGGCAGUCAUAAUCGUGGAAAUAUUAUUAGGAUUCGAUUGCUGCCCCCGAAGAAGCCGAAGGAACAUGAUACUGCUGGAAGAAUAGAUUUUCCCGCAGAACAUGCUAAUGAAAUUGCUAACAGAUUCAGUCAAGAAAGAAAUUUCUCCGCUAAGGAAAACAGCUCCAUUGUGGGAGCCUUUCCCAUUGGAACUGUUAAGGAGCAUGUUUGUUCAACUUCUGGGAGGGAUGAGGCUGCUGCUGCUUCUGCUUAUGGUAAAGCUAGAACUGCAUCAGGUCACCAUACAGUUAUGACUAAUAUGCAGAAAGUGGAAUUAGAGUAUAGAAGUUUAUUCGAGAACUGGGAUCCACCUCAGCUGCAGGCACAACACAUUGGUCAAGACGAUGAAGAAUGGCUCUUUCGGGGCAGAAAUCAGGAUGUGCGUGUGGAGAGAAAACUCAAACCGUUCAGUGAUCCUAUAUCAUGUUCUAGUGCCUCAGUUUCUGGGCCUCGUGCACAAUAUUUGCAUGAAGCUGAUGUAUAUGCACUGCCUUUCACAGUCCCAUUUUGAAUUUUGUGCCAGUUUAGACAGCUAUGUAAUGAGCUGCUGCCUGAGGAUUUUUGUAGGUCUUUCUCCGAAGGCUAUGAGGUGACUUGCUGCGAGGAUCUAGUUUGUAUGUAUGAGCUGAAAAUGUCUCUUACAUAGGUUUUGCCUUGAAAAAUCUUUGGAAGAGGAUAUGAUCAGUUCGUUUUUGCAUCAAUUAUUGAUCAAUAUUAUCAAAUUGUCAGUUUUGUAGCUAAUAUAGCUCUUGAUUGGUUCUCAUUAUUUCUUCAUUAAAAUGAAAAAUAUGAUCGUUA
Messenger RNA from Olea europaea var. sylvestris, 1433 nucleotides. RefSeq lists its product as uncharacterized. The transcript has 3 exons. Lineage: Eukaryota; Viridiplantae; Streptophyta; Magnoliopsida; Lamiales; Oleaceae. The record is from RefSeq and is a predicted model, not a curated record. Bases 223 to 1146 code for a protein of 307 amino acids.